AUGACGGGAUCUUUUACUCUAUUAUCAGGAACUUUGAGGACAUUUCAAGUGCACGCCUGCGAUGGCGAAGAGUUAAAGCUGGAGUGUCUGCCAAAUACGGUGAUCAGCAUCUAUUUGGCCCAAUACGGACGCACUGUGCCGUCCCAUCAACUCUGUCCCACACCAUCUCCAUCUUCCUCCACAUCACUUUCAUCACACAAUUCUUCGAUCACUUAUAACGAGACAACCGAUUGUUUGACAUCCGAUUCGCUGAGAUACUCUCUGUUACAAAAAGUCGAGUCUUCAUGUCGUGAACAACGGGUCUGUAAGUUCAUGACAUCUCCGCAAUCGUUUGGUGGUAUAGAUCCCUGUCCUGGGGUCAGGAAAUACGCGGAAAUUGCAUUCAAAUGCAGGCCCAACACGUUUUACAACAAAGUCGUUUGCGAAGGCGAUAGGCUUCGGCUCAAGUGUCACAAGACGUCGAGAAUUGUCAUAUAUUCGGCGGCCUUUGGGUCCACACAGUCGGGAGUCCCGGAGUGUCCGCAGACGGACGCCAGUCAACCGGUCUCGCAGUCGAUCACACCGUCAGAAGAGUGUCGAGUGAGUUAUGCGACGGAAACUGUGAUGAGCUCAUGUCACGGACGCAAGAAGUGCUCACUCGAGGCCGAUGUCGGCACGUUUGGCGAUCCCGGAUGUGCUAAGUCUACUCGCCUUCACUUGAAGGUUGUCUACACGUGUGUACCGAAGGACGCGCUCAAAGAGUUGGACAUCGGAGUGACGGCCGCCGACACCGAGAAGACCGGCGGUAAUAGUGAUAGUCUGUCCAAUGAGGACGGCGUCGACACCAGUGAUUACACGGGCUUUGUUGAAGAGCCCCGAUAUAUACCGGAACAGGAGGUGUCGUCAACGCCGCGCUCUUCUGGCCAUAAAGUGCUAAAAGAAGAUCCAGUGGUCGUCUCCACGAAGAAUACGAACCAAAAAAGUGAUAUAAUUCCCAAUAAUAGUAACUAUAAUAUCGCUAAUAAUAACAGCGCCGACAGUGAUGUUAACUGUACUUUAAUAGCGCCGCCAGAAAAGGUUAUCGGCUUUAUAUCCGACUGGAUAUCAGCCGUUAAUUUCAUUAAAAGAAAUACAGAGCGACUGCUUCUGUAUCUAUUGGUGUCAUUGUGCGGAUCAUUGGUUUGCUUCUUAAUAGUAUUGUCUUCGCGUUUAUUCAUUCAGAAGAGAAGAGUCAUAAAGAAGGCGAACGAAGAUAUGCCGGCCUGUCAUCCAUUCGGCGUUCUUACCGACGAACACGUGGACGACAUACUGGACCAGUUGGACGGCGUGACCACUUUGACAGAACCCCUUAACCAUAGCCACAGUCACAACCAUCAUCACCAUCCCAUUCAAGUGGUCAGAUAUGGCAACUCUAACGGUGCCAAUGGUGUCAACACAAACACUGCCACCAGAACCUCCUCUAUUAGGAGACAAAAUAGUGAUACAAAUCCUCGUUCAUUGACUAGAAGUCUAAAUAAUUAUUAUUACAAUUGA
Molecule: messenger RNA, 1512 nt
Organism: Medioppia subpectinata
Lineage: Eukaryota; Metazoa; Arthropoda; Arachnida; Sarcoptiformes; Oppiidae
Source: the annotation of a GenBank genome assembly